GCUAUUGUCUUGCUAUAUAAUGGAGACCCUUUGGGAGACGUAUUUCAUCAACUGACUUUCGAUCCAAUCUGAAUUUGGAGUUCUAAUUAGAAACACAAAGAGGGGAGAGAGAUGGUUGGACCAGCAAGACCUCAGUUUGUUCUGUUUGGUUCGUCCAUAGUUCAAUUCAGUUUCAAGGAAGAAGGAUGGGGUGCUAUUCUUGCUGAAAUCUACUCUCGCAAGGCAGACAUAGUGGUGCGAGGUUACUCAGGCUGGAAUUCAAGGCGGGCCGUGCAGGUUCUGGAUCAAGUUUUCCCAAAGGAUGCCGCUGUACAACCAUCUUUAGUGAUUGUCUAUUUCGGCGGCAACGAUGCGCUCGAUCCUUACCCAGGUGGAUUCGGCCCUCAUGUACCGCUUCCUGAAUAUACUGAGAAUAUGAGGAGGAUUGGUUUGCAUCUCAAGAGCCUAUCAGAGAAGACUCGCGUCAUUUUUCUUAGUGUUCCUCCGGUCAAUGAGGAAAUGAUUGUUGAAUGUGACAAGAAACACGAGACUUGCCGUUUGUACUCAGAAGCUUGUUUAGGUGUAUGUAGAGAGUUAGGCCUAAAGGGAGUUGAUCUUUGGAAUGCUAUACAGCAAAAACCAGAUUGGAUGACUACCUGCUUUCUGGAUGGAACUCAUUUCACAAAGGAGGGGAGCAAGAUGGUGGCUAAAGAGAUACUGAAGGUUUUGAGAGAGGCAGAGUGGGAACCAAGCCUACAUUGGAAGGAAUUGCCUACCGAAUUUGAUGAAGAUUCACCCUAUUAUCCAGUCAGACCUGUAAAUACCUCCAACACCUAUUUCGACAACACAUACACGGAAUGGGAACUGAGUCCUUCCUUUUGAAUUAAUCAAUUCUGUAUUUGUAUGCAGUAGAGUGCAACUCCUAGCUCCAUUAGUACUGAGUGCUGCUUUUUUUUAAUGUCUGUGACCAUUUUGAUAUUUGCCGCAAAUAAAGGCUGGCAGAUCAUUGAAGCUAGCUUUAUAUUCAUGAUGUUUGUUACUUUGUUUUA
This is a messenger RNA of Tripterygium wilfordii, 1028 nucleotides long. RefSeq names its product GDSL esterase/lipase CPRD49-like. Lineage: Eukaryota; Viridiplantae; Streptophyta; Magnoliopsida; Celastrales; Celastraceae. Bases 112 to 861 code for a protein of 249 amino acids. The record is from RefSeq and is a predicted model, not a curated record. The transcript is spliced from 6 exons.